AUGAAGGUGAUGGAUGUAUUUUUGGAAGCGAUUGAUGUCACAAGAGAAGCCUGCUUCUCAAACGGUCAAGUUGAACCAGGGAUGACAGUGCCGCCUGCCCCAUCAACGACGGUCAUGGGCAACAGUCUCUCCCCUUCAUCACAGAAUACUCAAAACCCCUAUGUUGGAAUGGGUUUUGGGGAUGAGGGGCACAUAGGAAACCCUGUCCUAGCGGCGACUCCCUUUCAACCUGUGGUAUGGCCUGUUUACAGCCAGUCUUGGCCCUUCUUGCCCACUAAAGGCCCCAUCCAUAAAUUCCAGGAUUUAUGCAAUGAGGAGCACAAAAACAGGAGUGUUGAGAAAGCAAUGAUAUCUGUUGAGGACCGAGAUCUCCUGGCCUUAUAUUAUGAAAAGGCCUUCGAGAAUCUCCAACAAACAAAUUGCCGAACCCUUGCAAAAGCCUAUAUCAAGCUCGUGGAGCCUCGCAAACAGGUGAACUAUCCAUACAAUGGGCGAAAGAUUGUUGCGGGAACCCCAAGACAGCUUGAUCAUAAUGUGACUAAACCACCAUGGUGGCCCUCUGAAGUGAGCCACCGGGAGCCAGAUCAUCUUCCUAAAGCUGAACGCAUUCGGCUUCUGGUUUACAUUCUUCAGGAGCUACGCAUCAGUCACGGGAUCUCAGUUGCAAAGCUGAAAGAACUCGAUCAGUCGAUUCGUCAUCAAUUGUCUCCACCCGAGCGAUUACAUAUUCUAGACGAGAUCUACCAAGUCAGGGAACAAGAAGAACAAUUCUUAGACGGAAAAACCAACGGACAAACGAUGGCGUCGAUCUCUUGUGCAAAUUUUCCUGAAACAGAAGGGACCGCUGGCCACACAAACAUCAGCAAAAAACGCAACGGAGACGGUAGCUCCACUAUCCCGGUCACCUUCCGAGAUACGGAGACACCUAUAGGAUACGCGGAAUAUGCCUCUGCUAUGGAUGCGCCUCAGGGUGCAUUUACGCCUAGUGGACACUUCCCAAAUCUAGCAUCGAGCUAUCACGCCGUCCUAAGUCAAAUCGGGAAGAGUAAACCCAGAGAACAAAUACUCCCGCACCAACCCAGUUUUGACUCUACUAUGUCUGUCUCUCCUAGGCGUUUGAAGAGGAAGCGCGACUUCGUUGAGAUCCACCCGGCUAAGCCAAGGAGCCCUAACGCCCUUGCGCACUAUUUCGCUCCUCCCCCUGGUGCUAGUCAGUUCUAUGGCCCUGCUUAUCCAAUUCAGUCCCCUGCGGUUCCAGGGACCAGGCAUUCUAUGCUGGGAAUGCCAGAGGACCCAUUUGUGGCUUAUAAUGCCCCGUACUAUAUUGGGCGUGAAAUUUCUUGA
Messenger RNA from Penicillium arizonense, 1344 nucleotides. RefSeq names its product DUF2841 domain-containing protein. Lineage: Eukaryota; Fungi; Ascomycota; Eurotiomycetes; Eurotiales; Aspergillaceae. The record is from RefSeq and is a predicted model, not a curated record. Bases 1 to 1344 code for a protein of 447 amino acids. The transcript has 4 exons.